CCUUUCAGUUUAUUUUCUGUGAAUCUGGUUCAGGCUCUGGUCUGGUGGUAGUUUUUGCAGAACCUGGUUCAGGCUCGAGUCUCCGCUGGUCAUCCUUCCCAGCUUCUCUUCAGUGCCGCUGAGUCUCUAAGCAGUGUCUCAUCAUGGCCGACGCUUUGGAGGAUUACUGCGACAGGGAUCUUAUGGGCGAGCUUAUAAGGCGGAUGAAAUGCGCUCCCAAGCCCGAGAAGAGAGUUAUUCUGAUCGGUCCUCCUGGUUGCGGUAAGGGCACUCAGUCCCCCAUAAUCAAGGAGGAGAACUGCCUGUGCCAUCUGGCCACCGGGGAUAUGCUCCGGGCUGCCGUCGCCAAACAGACGCCGCUGGGUCUCAAGGCGAAAGAGACCAUGGAAAAGGGCGAGCUCGUGUCGGACGAUCUGGUGGUGGGCAUCAUCGAGGAGGCGCUCAAGCGGCCGUCCUGCGGCAAGGGCUUCAUCCUCGACGGCUUCCCGCGCACGGUCGUCCAGGCGGAGAAGCUGGACGCGAUGCUGGAGAAGAAGGGCAGAAGGUCGAUAAGGUGCUUAACUUCGAGGUGCCUGACUCGGUGCUCGAGGAGAGGAUCUGCGGCCGGUGGAUCCACCCUGCCAGCGGCCGCUCCUACCACACCAAGUUCGCUCCGCCGAAAGUUCCUGGAAAGGACGAUAUCACCGGUGAGCCCCUGGUUCAACGUAAGGAUGACAAUGCCGACACUUUGCGCAGCCGAUUGGCGGCAUUCCAUAAGCAAACCUCUCCUGUGAUUGACUACUAUGCUGCUAAGGGCAAGGUUGCCAAUCUCCAUGCAGACAGGAAGGCAGCGGAUGUUACUGCUGAGGUUCGUGCCGCCAUUAAAUGAGGCUCUGGUUAGGUGUUACAGAAGUUCAUUGCGUUACUUGGCGCUGGGAGGGAAGAAAGGAGCAGUUUAUACUACAUUUGUCCAACUCAAUGACUGGAAUCCGUGGACAACUCUAGUUGGUCCCAGCUCUACAUGAGGCUGUUUCUGAACCCCAGCCAGAAUGCUUUCUCUCUGCGGUAGAAGUUGGCUGGUGGAGAUGAGAUGAAUCUUGGUUGCUACAUUCUAGAUGCUACUGUCAGGGGAGGACACAACUUUGCUUGUUUUGUUGGCAUGGUUGUGAGAAAUGACAUCCUCUCAAUCCAUCCAGAAAAUUCCGUAGAAAUGCUCUUGUAGCAUUUAGGUAGGAGCGCAUGGCCUGCAUGCGCGCAUUUGGGUGGAACCAUAGAUGCCUCGUUCAUCGGGUUUUGGGUGAGAGGAGGCUAAGGGUGCGUUUCUGGCUGCUAGUCAAGUUUGUAGACUAGUCAAGUGGCCAACUUCCAGAGCGGUUCAGAACCCUUCGCGCCUGAUUAGAGCGGUUUAGAGCUCUGACUGCCCCACUUGACUAGACUAGAAGCUUGACUUGCGGCCAUAAACACACCCUAAGCCUCCGAGGAUUCAUCCGACGAGUCGUCUGGUUUCUGUUGCCAUACCGCAUGGAAGGCUUUAUCGUCUGCGCCGUGCGUGCUGGCAGGUGUUAUGCCCUCCUGUCACACGAUUUGUGUGCAAAAUGGUGUGGCAAAUCGAGUGGCAAAUCGAGUGGCAAAUCGUGUGACAGAUCGCAAGGCGGAUGUCAUGACCUUUCGCACGACUUGCACACAAAUCUCCGCCAUCUCUGACACCACGCAGAUCUAUCGACGCAGAAUUCGCAUAUAACCUUAGGAUUCUCGAAGCCGGCGACAUUGUACACUAGAGGUGUUUCCCUAUCCUCACAGCAUCACAGCGAUUCUUGAGUCGACUCAAAAAUGACAUUCGAGUCGACUCAAAAAUGACAUUUGAGUCGACUAAAAAAUGACAUUGAACACUAGAGGUGUUUCCCUAUCCUCACAACAUCACAGCGAUUCUCAGCUCAGCUGCAUCUCUAGUCUUGUCUCUCCUUGGAAAUUUCACCCCAACCUCCCCAUUUCUCAUUCCCCUCCCACCCUCCCCGGCACCCACUUCCUACCAUCACAUCCCCCCAUCAGCACCACAUCCCCCCAUCAGCACCACAUCCCAGCAUCACCCCCCACAUCCCACCAUCACCCCCCACAUCCCAGCAUCAGGUAUUCGCCACAUGUCAGGGCCUGCUCCGCUCCCCACUCUCCUGUGCCUCCUCUCCGUACCCUACUAUCCUCACACCUCACGUCGAGUAAGAAUCCUGCUUCGUUCCUUCUCCUUUUUUUCUUUUAUUUUCUCAACACA
Molecule: messenger RNA, 2245 nt
Organism: Closterium sp. NIES-67
Lineage: Eukaryota; Viridiplantae; Streptophyta; Zygnematophyceae; Desmidiales; Closteriaceae
Source: the annotation of a GenBank genome assembly